AUGGAGCCCCUGGAGGUGCGGUGGAUGCACACGGGCGCCAAGCACCUGUCACUGCCGACCGCACCGAUCACAGCGGCUGAGACGGCAUACAAGGCCUUCUCGAUGGAUGAAAGCGACCGCAUCGAGGCCGAGUGGGAGAAGCUGUCUAAAAAGACGCAAGCUAAGAUUGUGCGCGAGUGGGGUCGCGGAGACGGCGAGUGGAGCCUGAAGGAACGAUCCGUGGGCACCAAAGCCAAGGGAGAAGACAACGAGCAGGCAAUCAAGGAAGCCGACGAGGCCGACGACCCGCCGACGCCUGCUGCGUCGGAGGCUUCCCUUCCUGACUCACCGGAGGACAAGGCCGAGGUAUACAAGUCGAUUAUAGAGCGCACUCGCACCGAUCCAACCCAGCUCGACCAGGUUCACGGUGUGCCCGUGUCGCAAGACUCGCUCUUUGAGGUCGACCUUGACACGCUCUCGCUGCAUCCCGUGUUCUGGCCACAGAGUGGUCCACGCGUUCCUGUCCUUCGUGGGACAUGGUACGUCGAGAACGAAACCCGCCCAUGUGCAUGGGAUCUCGCAGCCGAGCUCGAGAAAGCGUACCAGAAGGUGCAACCGUGGCAGCCGGCGUACAAGGACGAAUUGUACGCGGCGCGCGUUCUAGCAGCCAACGGCGACGAGAAGCUCAAGCAGGAACUGCCGAAGAGAUUUGGUGACGGCGUUGCGGUGGUGUUCGAGGACGCGGUGCGAGGCCGCUUAAUCACCUCCGGUGCGCUUGAUGUGCUUUCGCGCGCGAUCUGGUCAUCAUUUGGCGAGACGACGGGCUCGUACAUCUAUCGUGGUUACACAGCAGCGGCAGCCUCUCGGGCGCCCGUCCCCGUGGUACCCAUGGCGCCUGUCACGGAGAACAGCGGGCCGCCCGAGGCGACGGCCAAAUCACUGGCCAAGUCGGGGCAUUCGACACCCGAGCUGGAAGAACCAGAGAACGGCAAGAACAAGAAGGCACAGUGGCCCAAGUCACCGACUGAGUUCUUCGCUCGCGCCAAGAAAGAGAUCGAGGCGCGGCAAAAGUCGAUGGAAGAGCAGAAUGCCCCCAUAACCCGUUCACACAACGACGACGAGCCUUGCACCGACCUCGUCCUGGUCAUCCAUGGCAUCGGACAGCAUCUCGCGGCGCAGUACGAGUCAUUCAACUUCAUCUACGCCGCGAACCAAUUCCGCCAAGUGUUGCGGAAGCAGUCAGAUGAACCGUCAAUUUCAUCGGUGAUGCGCGAUCGCCGUUGCCAGGUGUUACCCGUCCAGUGGCGCGCCAGCCUAAAUCUGGAGAGCGGGAGCUCGGAGGAGGAUGCUGAGAAGGAGGAGAGCAACACUUUCACUUUUGCUGACAUCACGAUUGGAAAGAGUAUCCCCUAUGUCCGCGAAGUCACCAACUCCGUGCUGCUCGAUAUCCCGCUGUUCAUGUCCGAUCAUCGGCGGAAAAUGAUUGAGGCUGUCUGCCAGCAGGCUAACAAACUGUAUCGCAUGUGGAUAGCUCGUCACCCCGACUUUGAGAAACACGGACGCGUGCACAUCGUGGGGCAUUCGCUUGGUUCUGCGCUCGCUGCACACAUUCUGUCUAACCAACCGACAACAGUGCCCAGACUGUCCGACUUACCGAUGGCCGCGCUUGAGCAGGCUACCGACCGAUUCAUUUUCAACACCUCGAACCUCUUCUUGUGUGGAAGUCCGCUGGGUAUCUUCCUCGGGUUGCGACAAUCGCACAUCAUCGCCCGCUCUGGGAGAGAACGAACCAUGAAUGCAGCGCCUGAUGAGGCGGAGCUACACCCAGGGAACUUUGGGUGCAUGGCCAUCGACUCUGUGUACAACAUCUUCUAUUACACCGACCCCGUCGCGUAUGCUUUGAAUGCCACGGUCGACGUGCGCGUCGCUAAAAAGCGUCCGCCACUGGCGAUUCCUUCUGUGACGGGGUCGCUCUUCCCGUCCGUCGCUCUCCCACCUAUGCCCACGAUGCCGGCGUUGCCCACGUUGCCGUCCAUAUCUGGAGUAAAGAAGUACUUGCCCUUCGGGGGCCCUUCCUCGACCAAGAGGGAGCCUGGUUCAAAAGACCAGAAAACGCCGGAGAGCGAAGAGGUCGAGCUAAUCACCGAGGACGAGCGGCUGGCUGGGACGAGGGGCGAGCGCCGUUUUGCAGCACUCAACCCACGCGGAAGCGUCGACUUCUUCCUUCCUUCCAGCGGUGUUAACGACUAUGUCGACAUGAUCACAGCUCACUCAAAUUACUGGGCAGAUCCUAAUUUUAGCGCGUUCAUUCUCAACGAGACUUUUGCGACACCCGAGGACGAUGCGCGGACUGGCAGGGCGCCGGAGGAGCCAAAGGAGUAG
This is a messenger RNA of Cutaneotrichosporon oleaginosum, 2361 nucleotides long. RefSeq lists its product as uncharacterized. Gene Ontology annotation, molecular function: metal ion binding; glycerophospholipase activity. Gene Ontology annotation, cellular component: cytoplasm. The record is from RefSeq and is a predicted model, not a curated record. Lineage: Eukaryota; Fungi; Basidiomycota; Tremellomycetes; Trichosporonales; Trichosporonaceae.